Molecule: messenger RNA, 14423 nt
Organism: Coturnix japonica (Japanese quail)
Lineage: Eukaryota; Metazoa; Chordata; Aves; Galliformes; Phasianidae
Gene: APC
Product: APC regulator of Wnt signaling pathway
Biological process (GO): negative regulation of microtubule depolymerization; pattern specification process; Wnt signaling pathway
Cellular component (GO): cytoplasmic microtubule; beta-catenin destruction complex; catenin complex
Molecular function (GO): microtubule binding; gamma-catenin binding; beta-catenin binding
Source: RefSeq, a predicted model, not a curated record
GUGCCUUCUCCCCUCGGGCGAGAUGGCGGCGAGGAGUGCAGUCCCGGGGAGCGAGUGAGGCGGGCGGCUGCGAGCUGGGGCUGCGGGCCCCGCGCCCAACGGAGACAGCUGCCCUGUGGGGGCUGGGUCCGUGCAGCGCUUGGGAAGAAAGCUGGGGCCGCCCGUAGGUCGCCGCAGGAAUGUGGAACUGGGGAGACGGGGCAGGGACCGGCCCUCGCCGGUGAAGAGGGGAGCGGUCGCCGAGCCCGCCCCGCGUAUGCGCGCCCUUCGGCCGCCGCUUCAGGCCGCCCGUGGGGGUCCGCUCCGUGGGGCCGCGGCGGGACGCGUCGAGGAGCCGCGGCGGCGCUGCCGGGCGGGCGGAGCGAGGCAGACAGGUCUGAGGGUAGCCCAGGAUGGCCGCAGCUUCUUAUGAUCAGUUGUUAAAGCAAGUUGAGGCAUUAAAGAUGGAGAACUCCAACCUUCGACAAGAGCUAGAGGACAACUCAAAUCACCUAACCAAACUGGAAACGGAGGCAUCUAACAUGAAGGAGGUGCUGAAACAGCUACAAGGAAGUAUUGAAGAUGAGGGAAUGGCAUCGUCUGGACAAAUUGACUUAUUGGAACGACUUAAAGAACUGAACCUGGAGAGUACCAGCUUUCCUGGAGUGAAGUUAAGGCCAAAGGUGUCUGUGCGCUCAUUUGGGAGCCGGGAAGGGUCUGUGUCAAGCCGUUCAGGAGAGUGCAGUCCUGUUCCCAUGGGAUCAUUUCCAAGAAGAGGAUUUAUGAAUGGAAGCAGAGAAAGCACUGGUUAUUUAGAAGAGCUAGAAAAAGAGAGAUCUCUUUUGCUUGCGGAACUUGAGAAGGAAGAGAAAGAAAAGGACUGGUAUUACGCCCAGCUUCAGAACCUUACUAAAAGGAUUGACAGUCUCCCUCUUACUGAAAAUUUCUCCUUGCAAACAGAUAUGACCAGAAGGCAGCUGGAGUAUGAAGCAAGGCAGAUCAGAGCUGCAAUGGAAGAACAGUUGGGUACAUGUCAGGAUAUGGAAAAGCGAGCACAGGUGAGGGUGGCAAGAAUUCAGCAGAUAGAGAAGGAUAUUCUUCGUAUACGACAGCUCCUGCAAUCACAAGCAGCAGAAGCAGAGAGAGCACCUCAAGGCAAGCAUGAUGCAGGUUCCCAUGAUACAGAGAGGCAGAGCGAAGGUCAAGGAGCACCAGAAAUCAGUAUGUCAGCGAGCAAUACUGGUCAGGGUUCUGCUGCUCGAAUGGACCAUGAGACAGCCAGUGUUAUGAGCUCUAGUAAUAACUACUCUGUACCUCGCAGACUGACAAGUCAUCUGGGUACCAAGGUAACCGAAGAUUACAAACCACAGGUGGAAAUGGUGUACUCAUUGUUAUCAAUGCUUGGUACUCAUGAUAAAGAUGACAUGUCAAGAACAUUGCUAGCAAUGUCCAGCUCCCAAGACAGCUGCAUAGCUAUGCGUCAGUCUGGAUGUCUUCCUCUCCUCAUCCAGCUUUUACAUGGCAACGAUAAAGACUCUGUCUUGUUAGGGAACUCUCGUGGUAGUAAGGAGGCCCGUGCCAGAGCCAGUGCAGCGCUGCAUAACAUCAUUCACUCCCAGCCUGAUGACAAGCGAGGCAGACGGGAAAUCCGCGUGCUCCAUCUUUUGGAGCAGAUCCGUGCUUACUGUGAAACGUGUUGGGAAUGGCAGGAAGCACAUGAACAAGGCAUGGACCAAGACAAAAACCCAAUGCCUGCACCAGUUGAUCAUCAGAUCUGUCCUGCUGUAUGCGUUUUAAUGAAACUUUCAUUUGAUGAAGAACACAGGCAUGCUAUGAAUGAGCUUGGAGGUUUGCAAGCCAUUGCUGAACUGCUGCAAGUAGACUGUGAAAUGUAUGGACUUACAAAUGACCAUUAUAGUGUUACAUUGAGGAGGUAUGCUGGAAUGGCUCUGACAAACCUGACUUUUGGAGAUGUAGCAAACAAGGCUACAUUAUGUUCGAUGAAGGGCUGCAUGAGAGCUCUUGUAGCCCAACUGAAGUCUGAAAGUGAAGACUUACAGCAGGUCAUUGCAAGUGUGUUGAGGAACUUGUCCUGGCGUGCAGAUGUAAACAGUAAAAAGACACUACGAGAAGUUGGGAGUGUGAAAGCACUGAUGGAAUGUGCUUUAGAAGUUAAGAAGGAGUCAACCCUAAAAAGUGUCUUGAGUGCCUUAUGGAAUCUGUCGGCACAUUGUACUGAGAACAAAGCUGAUAUAUGUGCCGUUGAUGGUGCUCUUGCAUUUCUAGUUGGUACACUGACAUACCGGAGCCAAACAAAUACUCUUGCCAUCAUUGAAAGUGGAGGAGGAAUAUUAAGAAAUGUUUCUAGCUUAAUUGCUACUAAUGAGGACCACAGGCAAAUCUUGCGAGAGAACAGUUGCUUACAAACGUUGUUACAACACUUGAAGUCACACAGCUUGACAAUAGUCAGUAACGCAUGUGGAACCCUGUGGAAUCUUUCUGCACGAAAUGCAAAGGAUCAGGAGGCACUGUGGGACAUGGGAGCAGUCAGCAUGCUCAAAAAUCUCAUUCACUCGAAACACAAAAUGAUAGCAAUGGGCAGUGCUGCAGCUCUAAGAAACCUCAUGGCAAACAGGCCAGCAAAGUAUAAGGAUGCUAACAUUAUGUCUCCAGGAUCAAGCUUGCCAUCUCUUCAUGUUAGAAAACAAAAGGCACUGGAAGCAGAAUUAGAUGCGCAACAUUUAUCAGAGACUUUUGACAAUAUUGAUAAUUUAAGCCCAAAAGCAUCUCAUCGUAAUAAGCAGAGACAUAAGCAGAAUAUAUACAGUGAGUAUGUUUUGGACUCUAGUCGUCAUGAUGAUGGGGUAUGCAGAACAGAGAGUUUUAAUACUGGUAACAUGACUGUACUUUCUCCAUAUUUAAAUUCUACAGUAUUGCCUGGCUCCUCGUCUUCUAGUAGAGGAAACAUAGAAAAUUGUCUAUCUGAGAAAGACAGAAGUCUUGAUAGAGAUCGAGGAGUAGGUUUAAAUGCCUACCACCCAGCUACAGAGAACAGUGGAAGCUCCUCUAAGAGAAUAGGAAUGCAGAUUUCUACAGCUGCAGCUCAAAUUGCCAAGGUUAUGGAAGAAGUGACAAGCAUGCAUAUUCCACAGGAAGACAGAAGUUCCAGUUCUGCUUCUGAAAUGCACUGUUUGACAGAAGACAGAAAUGCCACAAGGAGAGCAGCCACUGCCCAUACUCACUCAAAUACAUACUUUGCAAAAUCUGAGAACUCAAGCAGGCCGUGUCCUGUGCCUUACACAAAAAUGGAAUACAAGAGAGCAUCAAAUGACAGCUUAAAUAGCGUCAGCAGCAGUGAUGGCUAUGGUAAAAGAGGCCAAAUGAAACCUUCAAUUGAAUCUUACUCUGAGGACGAUGAAAGUAAAUUUUGUAGUUAUGGGCAGUAUCCAGCUGACUUGGCACAUAAGAUACAUAGUGCAAAUCACAUGGAUGACAACGAUGGAGAACUAGACACUCCUAUUAACUAUAGUCUUAAAUAUUCAGAUGAACAGCUAAAUUCUGGAAGGCAGAGUCCUUCUCAGAAUGAAAGAUGGGCAAGGCCUAAGCAUAUAAUAGAUGAUGAAUUGAAACAAAAUGACCAAAGGCAGUCAAGGAGCCAAAGUUCAACCUACCCUGUGUACACUGAAAGUGGGGAUGAUCAACACAUGAAAUAUCAGUCACCUUUUGGACAGCAAGAUUGUGUUCCUUCAUUUAGAUCAAGAGGAUCCAAUGGUUCAGAUCAGAAUAGAGUAGGGUCAGCACUUGGAAUCAAUCAGAAAGUAAAUCAGUCUUUGUGCCAGGUAGAUGAUUAUGAUGAUGAUAAGCCAACCAACUACAGUGAACGCUAUUCUGAGGAGGAACAGCAUGAGGAGGAAGACAGACCAACCAAUUACAGCAUAAAGUACAAUGAAGAGGAACAUCAUGUUGAUCAGCCCAUUGACUACAGUCUCAAGUAUUCAACAGAAGUUCCUUCCUCUUCUCAGAAGCCAUCUUUUGCUUUUUCAAAGACUUCUUCAGUGCAGAGCACUAAAACUGACCAUAUUUCCUCAAGCAGUGGGAACACAUCAGCCCCUUCAGCAGGUUCAAAGAGGCAGAAUCAGCUUCACCCAAGUUCUGCACAGAGCAGAGGUGGUCAUGCUCAAAAGACUGCUUCCUGUAAGACUCCUUCUAUUAACCAGGAAACUAUACAGACUUACUGUGUGGAAGAUACACCAAUAUGUUUUUCAAGGUGUAGCUCUUUGUCGUCUUUGUCGUCAGCUGAAGAUGAAAUAGGACGUGAUCAAUCCACGCGAGUGACUGAUACUACUAAUACACUACAGAUAGCAGAACUGAAAGAAAACAGUGGGGCUCUAUCUGCAGAAGCUGCAGUGAGUGAAAUCACAUCAACAUCACAACAUAUCAGAACAAAGUCCAGUAGACUUCCAACUUCCAGUUUAUCGCCUUCUGAUUCCUCCAGACAUAAAGCUGUUGAAUUUUCUUCAGGUGCCAAAUCUCCCUCAAAGAGUGGUGCACAGACUCCUAAAAGCCCACCAGAACAUUAUGUACAGGAAACUCCUCUCAUGUUCAGCAGAUGUACCUCUGUAAGUUCCCUGGAUAGUUUUGAAAGCCGUUCAAUUGCUAGUUCAGUUCAAAGUGAGCCUUGCAGUGGAAUGGUGAGUGGUAUUAUAAGUCCAAGUGAUCUUCCAGACAGCCCAGGACAAACAAUGCCUCCAAGCAGAAGUAAAACACCACCCCCUGCUCAAGGAGUUCAAGUGAAAAGAGAUGUAGCUAAAGGUAAAGUACCUAGUACAGAAAAGAGAGAGCCUGGUCCUAGGCAAGCAGCAGUAAAUGCAGCUGUUCAGAGAGUUCAAGUACUGCCAGAUGCUGAUACACUACUGCAUUUUGCCACAGAAAGUACACCAGAUGGGUUUUCUUGCUCUUCUAGCCUGAGUGCUCUGAGUCUUGAUGAGCCAUUUAUACAGAAAGAUGUAGAGUUAAGAAUAAUGCCUCCUGUACAUGAAAAUGAACAUGGAAAUGAAGCAGAACCUGAACAGUCAGAUGAUACAAAGGAUAAUCAAGAGAAUAAAGCAGAGAAGCCUUCUGAAGCAGAAAAAGACAUUCUGGAUGAUUCUGAUGAUGAUGAUAUCGAAAUACUGGAAGAAUGUAUUAUUUCUGCAAUGCCUACAAAGUCUUCACGUAAAGCCAAAAAGCCUUCUCAAGCAUCUGCUCCAAAAAUACCUCCUCCUGUAGCCAGAAAGCCAAGCCAGCUGCCAGUUUACAAACUUAUGCCUUCCCAAAGCCGAUUGCAAUCCCAAAAGCAUGUGAGUUUUACACCAGGAGAUGAUAUGCCACGAGUAUAUUGUGUUGAGGGUACACCAAUAAAUUUUUCAACAGCUACAUCUCUGAGCGAUCUUACAAUAGAAUCACCACCAAAUGAGUUGGCCAAUGUAGACAGCGUGGGUACAGGGGCAGAGUCAGGGGAAUUUGAAAAGAGGGACACUAUUCCUACAGAAGGUAGAAGUACAGAUGACUCUCAGAGAGCAAAAAGCAUAACUGUGACUGGCCCAGGACUGGAUGAUGACAAAACAGAAGAGGGUGAUAUUCUGGCUGAGUGCAUUAACUCAGCUAUGCCAAAAGGGAAAAGUCACAAACCUUUUAGAGUGAAGAAAAUAAUGGAUCAAAUACAACAAGCAUCUACAUCUCUAAAUAAUAAAAAUCAAUCAGAAGGUGAGAAAAAGAAGCCAACAUCACCAGUAAAGCCUGUUCCCCAAAACAGUGAAUAUAGAGCACGUGUAAGGAAAAACACAGAGUCUAAAAGCCAAAUUAAUAAUGAAAGAAGCUAUCCAGAGAACAGAGAUGCAAAGAAACAGAAUCUUAAAAAUAAUUCUAGAGAUUUUAAUGACAAACUUCCAAAUAAUGAAGAGCGUGUAAGAGGAAGCUUUACAUUUGAUUCCCCUCAUCAUUACACACCUAUUGAGGGAACUCCGUAUUGUUUUUCACGCAAUGAUUCCUUAAGUUCUUUGGAUUUUGAUGAUGAUGAUGUUGACCUUUCAAGGGAAAAGGCAGAAUUAAGAAAAGAAGCAAAGGAAAUAGAAACUAAGGACUGCCCUAACGCAGAACAGCCUUCAAGUCAGCAACCAAGUAAUAGGACACAAGUUUGCCAAAAACACCCAGCAAGCAGAAGCCAAUCUAAAACUUUCUGUCAGCCAAAUAAAGAUAUUCCAGACAGAGGGGCAGCUACAGAUGAGAAGAUGCAGAACUUUGCUAUUGAAAACACACCUGUUUGUUUUUCUCGCAAUUCAUCUCUUAGUUCCCUUAGUGAUAUUGAUCAAGAAAACAAUAACAACAAAGAAGGAGAACCAGUAAAGCGAACUGAGGCUCCUGAUUCGCAGAUAGAGUCAAACAGACCACAGACUUCUGGUUAUGCUCCUAAAUCAUUUCAUGUUGAAGAUACACCAGUAUGUUUCUCUAGAAAUAGCUCUCUGAGUUCUCUAAGUAUUGACUCGGAAGAUGAUCUUUUGCAGGAAUGCAUUAGUUCUGCCAUGCCUAAAAAGAAAAAGCCAUCAAGAAUGAAGAGUGAAAGUGAGAAAAGUAAUUCCAGAAACAUAGGUGGUAUGUUGGCAGAAGAUUUAACACUGGAUUUAAGAGAGAUACAGAGGCCAGAUUCAGAACAUGGUUUCUCACCUGAUUCAGAGAACUUUGAUUGGAAAGCUAUACAGGAAGGUGCAAAUUCUAUUGUUAGUAGCCUGCAUCAAGCUGCAGCUGCUGCAUCACUAUCCAGACAAGCUUCAUCAGACUCUGAUUCUAUCCUUUCAUUAAAAUCUGGUAUUUCUCUGGGAUCACCAUUCCAUCUUACCCCAGACCAAGAAGAGAAACCUUUUACUAGUAAUAAAGGGCCACGAAUUCUUAAGCCAGGAGAGAAAAGUACACUGGAAUCUAAAAAAGUAGAAUCCGAAAGUAAGGGAAUCAAAGGAGGGAAAAGAGUAUAUAAAAGUAUAAUUACAGGAAAAGCUCGCUCCAAUUCAGAAGUUUCAAGCCAGUUAAAGCAACCACAGCAAACAAGUGUGCCUUCAAUUUCACGUGGCAGGACAAUGAUUCAUAUUCCAGGAGUUCGAAAUAGUUCUUCAAGCACCAGUCCUGUUUCCAAAAAAGGCCCCCCAUUCAAAAACACAAAUUCCAAGAGUCCCAGUGAAGGCCAAAGUUCAGCUAGCUCCCCAAGAGGAGUCAAGUCAUCAGUAAAACCUGAACCAGCUCCUGUAACUAGGCAGCUGUCAGGGUUGAACCAGGCUGGAUCAAGUAAAGGACCUUCUAGAUCAGGAUCUAGAGACUCCACUCCUUCUAGACCUCAACAGCAGCCAUUGAGCAGGCCUCUGCAAUCUCCAGGCCGAAACUCAAUCUCUCCAGGAAGAAAUGGUAUAAGUCCUCCCAACAAACUGUCUCAGUUGCCAAGAACAUCAUCUCCUAGCACAGCUUCAACUAAAUCUUCAAGUUCAGGUAGGAUGUCAUAUACAUCACCAGGCAGGCAGAUGAGCCAGCAAAACCUUACGAAGCAAACUGCCUUAACUAAGAAUAGCAGUAGCAUUCCAAGAAGUGAGUCUGCUUCCAAAGGACUGAACCAAAUUCUCAGUAGUGGUGCAUCAAACAAAAAGACUGACUUAUCCAGAAUGUCAUCAGCAAAAUCUAGCGGAAGUGAAUCUGACAGAUCUGAGAGGCCUGUUCUUGUUCGCCAGUCAACUUUUAUUAAAGAAGCUCCAAGUCCGACUCUAAGACGUAAAUUGGAAGAGUCUGCUUCAUUUGAAUCUCUUUCUCCUUCCAGACCAGAUUCUCCCACAAGGUCCCAGCUACAGACUCCAGUUUUAAGUCCCUCACUUCCUGAUAUGUCUUUAUCCACUCACUCAACUGCCCAAACUAGUGGCUGGAGAAAACUACCCCCUAAUCUGAGCCCUUCUGUAGAAUAUGAUGGGAGACCUGCAAAACGUCAUGAUAUAGCACGUUCUCAUUCUGAGAGUCCAUCUAGAUUGCCAAUCAACAGGUCAGGAACAUGGAAACGUGAACAUAGUAAGCAUUCCUCAUCACUUCCUCGUGUAAGCACUUGGAGAAGAACUGGAAGUUCUUCCUCAAUUCUGUCAGCUUCUUCAGAAUCCAGUGAAAAGGCAAAAAGUGAAGAUGAAAAGCAACAUGGAAGUUCUCUCUCUGGACAGAAGCAAAGUAAAGAAAACCAAGCACCAGCAAAAGGUACUUGGAGAAAAAUAAAAGAAAAUGAAAUCCCCCAAAUAAUGAAUGAUCCUCAACAUCCUUCCUCGAGUGCCACAAGUAGCUCUGAUUCCAAAACACUAAUCUAUCAGAUGGCACCAGCUGUCUCUAAGACUGAGGAUGUUUGGGUGAGGAUUGAGGACUGCCCAAUUAACAAUCCUCGAUCUGGAAGGUCCCCAACUGGAAAUACUCCUCCUGUUAUUGACAGUGUUUCAGAGAAGGGGGUUGUGAAUGGCAAAGAUUCUAAAGAGAUUCAAGAAAAACAAAUUCCAGGGAAUGGAAGUGUUCCUGUUCGUACCAUUGGUUUAGAAAAUCGUCUGAACUCUUUCUUUCAGAUGGACAGUCCAGACAAGAAAGGCAGUGAAACAAAACCUCUGCAGACCAAUCCUGUUCCUGCACCUGAAAGUAACGAAAGUACUGUGAGUGAGCGUACACCAUUCAGUUCCAGUAGUUCAAGCAAACAUAGCUCUCCGAUUGGUGCUGUUGCAGCGAGAGUAACUCCUUUCAAUUACAAUCCAAGCCGUAGGAAGAGUAGUGUGGACAAUAGUUCUGCUCGGCCAUCGCAGAUACCCACACCAGUAAAUAACAGCACAAAGAAACGUGACUCAAAGUCUGAAAAUACAGACUCCAGUGGAACUCAGAGUCCCAAACGUCAUUCUGGCUCUUACCUGGUGACUUCUGUUUAAAUACAUCAAAAACUAAAACUGAUGUAUUAAAUGCAGCAGCUACUUAGAAGUUUUGUUUCAAAUGAAACUUCAAAUGAUGGGGAUUGAUUUUUUUGUUUGUUUGUUUGUUUGUUUUUGUAAAUAGGUUUGAUUCUUGUUAGAGAGUCCUUGUUCUGGAAGCCAUAUUUGAUAGUAUACUUUGUCUUCACUGGUAAUAUUUUGGAGGAAAAAUGUGAUCGACAGUUUGAAAUAAAAUUGCUAAUGCAAGUAUAUUUGUACAGUAUGUUUAACAUGUAUUUAAUUAGCAUCCCAUCCCAUAACCCUUUAAAUAUUGCUUGUCUUGAAAUCAUUGAACAUUGCAUAUAGAGAAGAUGGAGUCAUACUGCUUUAUCAAUCAUUUCUAGACUACAGACUGACUAAACUACAUCAGGGAAGAACUGGUAUUAUUUAUGCAAAAAAAUAUACUCAGUUUUAGCAUUUGUGAGUCCAUCUAACCCAAUAAUUAAUCAUGUGGCUGUGAAAUUCACAGUAAUAUGGUUUCUGCUGAACAAGCAUUCCCAGCCUGCUUUUCUGCAUGAAUGGAACUGAUGGUUAUUUUCUGAAGUAAUGAUAACAUUUGUGGUCACAUAAUGUGCAUAGAUAGGUAUGGUGUAACGAUUUACACUUUCUUUAUGCCCUGGGGAAAAGGGGGGGGGAAAAAAAAAAAAACGAAAAAAAAAUAGAAAAAAAGAAAACUGUGUAACUGUAAAACCUUGAGCGAAAUUAUUUCACCUGAACUAGAUUUCAUCUUCAAGUAGGUAGGUUUUGGGUUUUUUUUUCUUUUUUUGCUAUGCUGUAACUUGUUGUAUAUUCUGGUAUUUGAGGUGAGAUGGCUGCUCUUUAUUAAUGAGACAUGGGUGAUGUCUCAACAGAGACUAAAAUGAACAUUUCAGAAUAAAUUAUUACUAUAUGUAAAUCGUGUGUGUUACUUUUGCAUUACAUAAAAAUACAGUAUUUUAAUUUUGAGAUGUCACCUCUUAAUAUUUAUAAUGCACUUACACUUACGGCCUGAUGCAGGAGAAUCUUGCACCCUCUAUAUUCAUUCUUAGUGACUGAAAAUGGCUGUUGUAGGAUGCUUGUAACAGCUGCAGGAUCAGGCCUCAGGUCUUCUGUAAUAUAAUUGUAAUUGAGACAGUUUCACCCAUCUCAGGUGCAUAACAAGGCUAAAGGCAGGGUAUUUCAAGAAGUCAAGCAGGAUAAUUGCUUUCAUCACUGCAAACUGAAACAAUAUUACAUGUAUAAAAAUGGUAUUUAUAAAUUGAAACUUUUUUUUUUUAAUUGGGGAUAUAAUGUAGAAUGUGAAAUAGUGACUACUGUGAGAUGAAAUUUUAAUUCUAUUUGAAAUGGUCAUGCAAUUUUAUUUUUUUAAAAAAUUAUAAAGGGAAAAAUACCACAAGGAUUUCAUCACAAAAAAAGUUUGUCGUAGUGGAAAAAAAUGAUUUUGUAUGCAAACCGGGACCUUUGCUGCCUCAAGCCUUUUUGAUGCAAAUAUGGUUUGUGUUAGAACAAUGCUGAAAAGACAGAUUAGUGCUUUAAAUAUAUACGUAGGUAGAACUUAAAUAAGAUUUCAUUUAAAGUAGAAACAUGAGAUAAUAGAACAUUAACCAUUCUGUGCAUGAUUGAACAAACCACAAAAUUGCAUCCGUUUAGUUCUGUGUCAGCUAGGCUGUUCUUAAGUUAGCAUUCUAAAUAGUUGGCAUUCAGGAUUCAAGAUGCCCCAAAUUUAAGUAGCAUUAAAAUUGAGUAAUUUAAGGUGAUGAUAGGCUUAACACUGUUACAGUGUAUCCCAUCUGUAGCUUUUGUGCUUCAACUGCUAUUAACAUUAGUCAGUUUUAUCUUGAAUUCCUCAUAAGACUUGUAGUGGUUUUGAUCAGAAUUGAGAUACUGUCAGCAGUAAGUUAAAAGCCAAUGCCAAAAAUCCAAAUUUUUUGAACAAGUGGUAUCUAAUUUUCUCUUUCACUCUUUGCCUCUUGUCAAAUUUUUCAAGACAUUUCUACGCCACCUGGUUGGUGUAGCUCUUAACAAAAAUCUUCAGAAAACUUUUAAUAUGAACAUUGCUGUUCUUUUCAAGGUGAAAUAGACCUCAAUUUGUUUUGGACUCAGGACUUUCUGCUGGAGUAUAAUACAGAACCCCAUCCUUGUGUUUAAAAUAGAAGACUGUCUUUCUCACAAAUGAGGUGAUACAUUUUUGUGAUGUUUUCUAACAGAUAAUGUAGAAUAGAAUAUUCUGGAGGUACACCAUUUUACCUGGGAUAGUCAAUUAAUACCAGCCUGCAUCUCCUUUGUCUAAGAAUUUAAAGGUAAACCUAAUCCCUAUAAGUAAAUUUUGGUUGUAACUGAGGUAAACUAGAGAACAUGAGGCAAAACAAUAAAUAAUUGUAUGCAUAUCAAACACCAGAAUGUAUUUGAAAUCUGUAGUGACUUCUUUAGGUAAUCUAGGAGGUACUUCUUUUUAAUUGGGAAGUUUCUCUUAAUAUCCUCAUAACUAACCUACCUUUGUAGCAAAGACAGACGAGAUAAACUUUCCAAGUGUAAGGGUAGUGAAACACUAAAAAUAUGCUUCCCAUGGGAGUUGUUACAUUUCCAUUACAGAAGUUGUAAGAAGAAAGUUAGGAAACAUAAGGGGAUGGACUUCAGUGUAUUUCACAUUGCCUUUGUGUAGAGAGAUGCUUACGUGACCUUCUGAAAUUCCUUCCCAAAGCAUUUCUCUGAUUCUUUAUCUAAAAAGCUUCGUAUCCAUUAAGAGACUUUUAGAAUAUUUAAGGACAUACAUGAUGUUUGAUUCAUAUUAGUGAUUAGGAUACAAAGUUAGAUUUUAUGCUUAACUAUAAAAAUGAAUCCUGGAAGUAUAAAAUCAGGAAAAAAAAAAAAAAAAAAGGAAAAUGGCUGUAUUAAGUAUAUCUAGUCUUGUAUUUUAUUAACAGUGUCUGGAUUAAUGGUUGCCAGAUUUGGUUUAUGCUGCUAAAGUUUUCUCUUGCUCCUGGGUUUUACUUCAAUGAGGUUGGCACAGCAUGAACCAGGACAUCAUCAGUGUUGAGGCAAAACAGAGGAAAAGAAGGAGCUAAGGAAACCAAGACUCAAUGUUACUGUUAUUUGGGGAUAUACAUUUUGAUAGAACUCUAGUGAUCGGAAUGCAGACCUGCAGUUGUCCGUUAUUUAGUUUAAUAAAGCUUUGUGUUCUUUAUGUGAAAAGUGGGAACAUGUCUUUUCUGCAAAUGUUUACUUUUUACCAUGUGCAUUCAUUCUAGUUCCUUGCUGUAUGCCACAGGUGAUGUUAUUGCUAAAUUUUUAUGAGAGCUUUUCUGACUAAAUAUUGCAAACUGCAAAAGGGAACUCGCCUAUUUCUAUUUUUCAUGUACAGUCCUCUGUCAGAAUAUUUUCCUUUGAAACUUUAUAGAUAAUUCUUAAAACAGUCAGAUUUGCUAGCUUGAAAAUUGAAAGCCAAUGGCCUUGCCAUGCUUUCCUGAUAGUACUGGAAUAUUGUUUAAGCAGGAGUUGGCUUCAGAAUACAAGUAAUCAAUUGUGCUGCUUUUCAAUAAACAAUUAAUGUAAGCAACGGCACUCAUCUCACCCUUCAGUGGUCCAGACCAGCUCUUAACUGGCAGAACUGGUUGGGAGGGGUUGGGUUGAACCUGCUUAAGUAUGCUGAAUUUGCUCAGUGCAAGAUCAGACAAGCUGCCUAAAGAAGCAGAAAAGAAGAAAACAGCUAGAGCUGUUGGAAGGAGAUUGGAUUAAACCAUUACUUGCAAUUGUAAGCAAUUGCAAAUGUAAACCAGUACACCAAGUCCCAGAACAGCUGUUAACCCUUUUUGAGAUGGCAAAAAGUCAAAAACAAACCAAAGUUUUUUGCUCUUAGCUUGUUCAUUUUCAAUUCCUGGCGAGUGUCCUUACAGCGCUUUACCUUUAAAUAUAUUGUGUUCCAGGGGAGCCCCUCACCCUGGAAAUUCUGACAGUUAACACGGGAAGUAUGAUGUUUGUAGAAAAUAAUCUGUUCUUCACAGACUACCAAAUUAUUUUUUCUACCAUAUGUGAAACUAUAUAAUUUUUAAAUGUGCAAUGUUAAAUGCAAUAUUAAAUCCUUCCAGCAGAAUGAUUUACUAUAAUUAGCUGUGUUCUAGAGGAGGCUUGAAAAGGGUAGAGAUCUUGUCCGUAAUGAAGACAGUACUACUCAUAGAGAUGAUGUAGAAGAAUGCUUAGUCGUCUUUUGUUGCUAGCUGCCUCCCAGAUGUCUUCACACUUCCCAAUAAAUAGUACAAAGAACCGUAAGUGUUGCUAACAUUCCCGUGUAGACUUUCAUCUACUUACCAUAACACCACGCAAAGCACAAUCUGCCUAUCUGACAGCUUUGUUCUGGAUGAGAUGUGUGACUUGGAUGAAUCGAAAGUGAGGUGUCCAUUCAUAUGAAGCACGACUUCCUUCCCAUGCUUAGAUCUUUGAGGAUUUUCUUAACAUCAUCACGCAAAUGUGUUCACUCGCUGCUACCACAGCCACCUCCUUUGCACUUUUAAGUAUCACCAAAAGAGAUGUCCCCACUUUUUCCAUUUUUAAUCACAUAUAGAAAUGUCAUUCUUGCUUUAUAGUUUACUAUAUGCAGAGUAACAGAUUUUAUCUGUAAAACAUGUUUUAGAGAAUGUUAAUGUAGAUAAGGUUGAGUUUUUAGUCUGAAUGUAAGUUGGUUGUGUGUUGUAUUUCGCUACAUAUUGGAAGUGCAAGGGGAUUUGGUGUGGUGCUGAAGAGCUUAAGAGUUCACAACAGUCAUGUAGGUGUUAGUAAAUGUGUGAUGCCCGGAUCAAUACCAAGUAUGUGUUUAAUAUCUACAUUUUCUGCCGUCAACUUUCAGAUGACCGGAUGUGCAGUUUGUCCAUUCUAAGACUGGGUAAUGCCUCUCCGGCCUUAUUUUGCAAGUUAUCUGCUCCCUAGGAAAUUUCCACAUAGUUGGAUGUUCUUGUGUUUACAGAUUUCUGCCACUUCCGAGAGCCAAGGAAAUUACUCUAAUUUUGUUGGUGGUGAAAGCAUUCUUCUUCUUGAGUGGCCAUGGAACUGCAGUUAAGAUAAGAAGGUGUAGGGGGAGCUUGUUCACUCAGUGAAAUGCACUUCCAUCCAAAGUUAUUAGCUCAAGACAUACAUACAAACUGAGCAUCUCCUGGGCCCUGCUGCUUGGUGGGAAUUCAGAUGUGUAAAGCUCGAGCUGGCUCUCUGCAAGGAAAUAAGUUGUUGUCCUCUGAGAUCAAAUACAUUUUUCCCACCUAUGAAUGUUGUUUCUCUUUGAUGAACUCAGCCCACAAUUAUCUUUCCUUCAGUUUUGUUGUUUGCUUCUGCCUGAGAUGCAUUACUGUUCUUAUCUCUGUAACUAAUUAUUUCUUCAAUUAUUCUGAUGUAUUUUGCUUCACAGUAUCCUAAUUCUGAAAUUAGUCUUGCGAUGCAUAACUUAUUACUGGUGGUGUUAUAUAAAAUUUCCUCCUGAUUGCA